AUAUUUCUGCCGCUCCUGCCGCCGACGCCAGUGCUGCCAGUGCCGCCGCCCCGGAGAUGUCCUUCCCCCAGCUGGGCUACCCGCAGUACCUCAGCGCCAGCCAGGCGGUGUACGGCAGCGAGCGGCCCGGGGUGCUGGCCGCCGCCGCCGCAGCCGCCGCAGCCGCCGCCGCCGCCUCGGGCCGGCCCGCGGGCGCCGAACUGGGCAGCGGCUCGGCCGCUGUCACCUCGGUGCUGGGCAUGUACGCGGGGCCCUACAGCGCCCCCAACUACAGCGCCUUCCUGCCCUACACCGCCGACCUCGGCCUCUUCUCGCAGAUGGGCUCCCAGUACGAGCUGAAAGAUAAUCCGGGUGUCCAUCCUGCUACCUUCGCAGCCCACACCGCCCCCGGCUAUUAUCCCUACGGACAGUUCCAGUACGGGGACCCGGGGCGACCCAAAAAUGCCACCCGGGAGAGUACCAGCACCCUCAAGGCCUGGCUCAAUGAACACCGCAAGAACCCCUACCCUACCAAGGGCGAGAAGAUCAUGCUGGCCAUCAUCACCAAGAUGACCCUCACCCAGGUCUCCACCUGGUUCGCCAACGCCCGCCGCCGCCUCAAGAAGGAGAACAAGGUGACCUGGGGCUCCAGGAGUAAGGACCAAGAAGAUGCUAACCUUUUUGGCAGCGAUAACGAGGGGGACCCUGAGAAGACCGAAGACGAUGAGGAGAUCGACCUGGAGAGCAUAGACAUAGAUAAAAUUGAUGAAAACGAUGGGGAACAGAGCAAUGAGGAAGAGGAGGAGAAGCCUGAGCUCCUGAGACAAAGCAGUGAAGAGGAGCGCUUGGAAAAAGACAAGGAAUUGUCACUGUCAGGAUCUGAAGGGCUGAAACCCAAAGAUGCUCUGGCCAUGGUGAAGGAGGCCUCUGACAACAGCACGCGAAUCAUUAGCCCCGGGGGACAGAGCAAUUUACAGAUGCCAUCUCACAGCAAACCCAAGAUCUGGUCUUUGGCAGAGACUGCGACCAGCCCUGAUGGUGCCCUGAAAUCCUCCCCCCCACCACCUCCCCCUGCCCAGGUCACCCACACUUCGCCACAGAUCCAGCAUCCCGCCUUUCUCCCCAGCCAUGGACUCUACACGUGCCAGAUUGGCAAGUUUCACAACUGGACAAAUGGGGCUUUUCUCACGCAGAGUUCCCUGCUAAACGUGAGGUCGUUUUUGGGAGUAAAUCACCACCAUGCCACUCACCACAACCACCACCUCCAGGCCCAGCAGCAGCCUUCUGUUUUAACAGCCACCCUGGGAGCCCUAAGCAGUGAAAAGCCUUCAGAGAGGACCAGUCCCAAACACAUAGAAAAUGUCCCAAGAACCGAUUCCCCACCUCAGCCACUCAAAUCGCCCUUCCAGCCUGUCCGUGACAAAUAUAAAUGGACCCUACUUCCACUUGUGCUGUAAAAUGCAUUGUUGAAAACGAAAGGGAGAAGGCUUCUCACAGUUCCCUAUGUAUAUAACUUUGCUGUCCAGAUCCUUUUCUAUGCUGGAUGAAGAGCUUUAGUGCUGCAGCACACAUUCUGACCGAAGCUGUAAAAUAAUAGAUUAGGACAUAAUUUGUAACGAUUUACUCAUUACAUAAAUACAGAGGAAAUGUGACGGUUAAAGAUCUUUCUCUGCGAGAUGAAGCACGAUCGUAGCAUAGAGAAGUGGCAGCUCUGGCACUUCCAGUAGAAAGUUCUCAGAUUCCGAUCUGUCGGUUAAAAAGAGGCUGAGACAAUCUCUCGGUUUAUAAAGGCAUCAAUCUUCCAAGGACGGUCCGUUAAAAUGUGUAAUAUUUUGAGUGUUUCCUUCUUCUUCUUCUUUUUUUUUUUUUUUUUUUCCCCUAAAUGAGAACACUAAAUGAGCAUUGAGGUGCUAAUAAGAUACCAGAUGGUUGUUGAUGGUGGAAAAUGGAAAGAAGCAGCUGGGAAAGUCAUUAAGAAAUAAUGCGGUGACGCCCUAAACAAACCGAACCAACCUCAAACCAGGGCUUGUCGGAAACAAGAUGAGAUUGUCGAAUAAAGCAUUAAUAAAAUUC
Molecule: messenger RNA, 2052 nt
Organism: Gallus gallus (chicken)
Lineage: Eukaryota; Metazoa; Chordata; Aves; Galliformes; Phasianidae
Gene: IRX1
Product: iroquois homeobox 1
Exons: 4
Coding region: 57-1436 (459 amino acids)
Biological process (GO): neuron differentiation; cell development; regulation of transcription by RNA polymerase II
Cellular component (GO): nucleus
Molecular function (GO): DNA-binding transcription factor activity, RNA polymerase II-specific; RNA polymerase II cis-regulatory region sequence-specific DNA binding
Source: RefSeq, a predicted model, not a curated record